Knipowitschia caucasica is the source of this 1245-nucleotide messenger RNA. NCBI's taxonomy places the organism in Eukaryota, Metazoa, Chordata, Actinopteri, Gobiiformes, Gobiidae. The record is from the annotation of a GenBank genome assembly.
AUGAUGGGUCACUCUUUCCUUCAUGGAGGGCCCUGCCUGUCUGGACUUAGCCCUGCGAUUGUGCAUGUCCUUCUUGGUGGAACUCCUGAGACUUCUAUGGUCACCCUGGAAGACUGUCCGGAUUUGGACAUCCGCGACACCAUCAAGCUUUUGGAAGGUGAUUCAGAGCUGUCUGAAAAAGAUAGAAAGCAGAUCCACGAGUUGGCCUAUGCAUGGGACCUCCCUUCUCUGAACAACAGUAACCGCAAAUGGGUUUUUGAAAAACUUUUAAUUCAUGCAGUGAUUGGACGAGUUAUUAGACAGAUUAAGCAGCUUCGUCGAGGACUCAAAGAAACACCAUUAUGGACAGUUCUGACCAAGAGACCAGACACAGUAGAAGUACUUCUCCCACAGAAGGGUGCUGGAAAUAUCAGUCCGGAGGUUCUUCUGCAACGUAUCAUUUGGCCGAAGGCUGACGACGAUGAUGACAAUGAUGAGUGCUCAGUUGAAAUCAAGAGCUGUGUGUCUGGCUAUCUCCGGGAGUUCAUCAUUAAAGACGGAGAUACCGCUGCCUGGGGUGCUGUGGACCAAGCCGUCGCUGACCAGGGUGCUGCAGAUCAAGAAGCCGCUCACCAGGACCUCGGUUUGCUGAGCCUCUUCUCUCCGGUGUUCAGUGACAGCGCUAGCCAUAUGCCCAGCUGCCACUUCUGUCUGCAUCCGAUGCAGUUGGGUCCCUUCCAUCCUCUCCUUCCCAUGUCACACUUGACCAUGGUGGGUGGGGGUGCGAUGGGAGGGUCACACCCCCCGCGCCCUGUGGAACUGCACUCCAGACGUCAGCGCCAAGCUCCGGACCGCAUGAUUGAGCAGCUACUUCAGCCUUUGGUAGAAGAGGAGACUGUUGUAAAAGUCACAUUUGGUUCCGAAGCGUCUUUUCCCGCAGAUGAGAAGUUGGAUUACCCUCUGGCUGAGGGGACCUCAAUCUACUCAGCCAUUCUGAGUCGAAAUGAAGUGGUGAAGGACGCACAGCGGCUCAAGACGUUCCUGGAGCUGCGGGACAAGUAUGUGAAGAAGAAGGUGCUGUUUGAAGACCCUCUGUUUCCCGCCACAGAUGCCUCACUCUUCUACAGCCAGAAGCCUACUAUGCACUUUGAGUGGAAACGCCCAUCGUCCAAACCACGUCUUCAGUCCAGACCACGUCUUCAGUCCAGACCAUGUCUUCGCACCGACCACGUCUUCGUACCAACCACGUCUUCGUACCAACCAUAA